This is a messenger RNA of Brassica rapa (field mustard), 914 nucleotides long. Its product is annotated as oil body-associated protein 2A. The record is from RefSeq and is a predicted model, not a curated record. NCBI's taxonomy places the organism in Eukaryota, Viridiplantae, Streptophyta, Magnoliopsida, Brassicales, Brassicaceae.
AAUUUGUAUUAUACAGAUCAAAUGGCGUCGAGCGAUGAGCUUCCGGGACCGUAUCCGGCACGUGAUGGAGGAGACAUACCUCCGGGAGAUCCGACUACGAUGAAGACGAUGAUGAUUGACAAAGGAGCUGCGAUGCUUCAAUCUUUGAAACCAAUCAAACAGAUGAGUCUUCAUAUGUGUUCCUUUGCUUGUUACGGUCACGAUCCUAGCCGUCAAAUCGAAGUCCAUUUCUAUGUUCAUCGUGUCAACGAAGACUUUCUUCAGUGUGCUGUUUACGACUGCGACUCCGCUAAGACCCACCUCAUCGGGAUCGAGUAUAUUGUGUCCGAGAGGUUAUUUGAGAGCCUUUCCUCGGAAGAGCAGAAGCUUUGGCAUUCUCAUGACUAUGAGAUCCAAACAGGUCUUCUAAUGACUCCAAGGGUCCCUGAGCUUGUAGCCAAGCCAGAACUUCAAAAUAUUGCCAAAACUUAUGGAAAGUUUUGGUGCACUUGGCAGACCGAUCGUGGGGAUAAAUUGCCACUAGGUGCGCCAGCACUAAUGAUGUCACCACAAGACGUGAACAUGGGGAAGAUCAAGCCAGGGCUACUGAAGAAACGAGACGACGAAUAUGGUAUCUCGACGGAAUCAUUGAAGACAUCUCGAACUGAGAUUGUAGGAUUGGAGAGGAAGAACCCGAUGGCUGAUUACUGGGUUCAUCAUGGAAAAGGGUUUGCUGUCGAUAUAAUCGAGACGGAUAUGAAGAAGUGUGCUCCGUUCCCGUAAUAUAAGUUGGUGUUUAACGAACAAUAAUAUAUAAUGUUCGUAUGUACUAUGUGGACCGUUUAAGUAUAUAAUGUAAGUUAUAAAUAAUGAUGUGUAAUGCUAGGGCAUUACUACAUCAUUGUGGAGGUUGUUUGUUUGUUUUCUUCGUGUCA